This is a messenger RNA of Acomys russatus (golden spiny mouse), 954 nucleotides long. RefSeq names its product olfactory receptor 14A2-like. The transcript is spliced from 2 exons. NCBI's taxonomy places the organism in Eukaryota, Metazoa, Chordata, Mammalia, Rodentia, Muridae. Gene Ontology annotation, biological process: G protein-coupled receptor signaling pathway. Bases 1 to 954 code for a protein of 317 amino acids. Gene Ontology annotation, molecular function: odorant binding; olfactory receptor activity; G protein-coupled receptor activity. The record is from RefSeq and is a predicted model, not a curated record. Gene Ontology annotation, cellular component: membrane.
AUGCCCAAUGUCACUGCAAUAACUGGAUUCAUCCUUAUGGGGUUCUCUGAUAUCCACGAGAUACAGACUUUAUGUGGAGUGUUCUUUCUAGUGAUGUACCUGGCAACCCUAAUGAGUAACUUCCUCAUCAUCACGCUCAUCACCCUGAAUCUGAAGCUCCAGUCACCCAUGUACUUCUUCCUGAAGAAUUUAUCCCUUUUUGAUGUCUUUCUAGUGUCAGUUCCAAUCCCAAAUUUCUUUGUCAAUAGCUUAACUCACAACAAUUCCAUUUCCAUACUAGGAUGUGCAGUUCAGGUAUUUUCCAUGGCUACUUUUGGAUCAGGAAAAGUAUUUGUUCUUACGGCUAUGUCCUAUGACCGCUACGUUGCCAUUUGCAAUCCCCUACACUAUGAAGUUACUAUGAGUAGUGUAACCUGUAUGCUGAUGUUGGGUGUUUCCUGGGGCACUGGGUUAUUCUUUGGAACCAUGUACACAAUUGGCAUAUUUUCCAUGCCUUUCUGUGGCUCUAAUGUAAUCCCACAGAUUUUCUGUAAUGUUCCCUUCCUUCUAAGGAUUUCCUGCUCUGAAUCACACAUAGUAAUUUAUAUAAGUCUUGGAAUUGGUGUGUUUCUAGGCAUGUCUUGCUUCCUCUGUGUCAUGGUCUCUUACUUUUACAUUUUCUCUACUGUGCUGAAGAUUCCUACCACUAAAGGUCGGUCCAAAGCAUUUGCCACAUGUAUCCCCCACCUCACUGUCUUCAGUAUUUUCAUUGCUAUUGCUUAUUUUGUUUAUCUGAAGCCACCCUCAAAUACAGCAUCAAUAAUAGAUAGAUUGUUUUCUGUGUUGUACACUGUGCUACUUCCAGCACUCAAUCCUGUGAUCUAUAGCUUAAGGAACACUAAUGUUGAUAGCGCUCUAAAGAGCAUAUUCAUUGAUGUGAUGAUCUGCCAUAACUGCAGUCUUGGUAAUCUGUAA